AUGUUGUGCGAGACUUGUGGACAGACAUUCAGCACCAGCAGUAAUCUUCACCAGCAUACCAGAGAGAAACAUAGUGAUCAUGUAAAUAGUUUACAGUGCAGUUAUUGCCAGAGACCCUUUUUGCGAAGAUUUAAUUUGAAAAGACACUUGACUUCAGUUCACAAACUAAAUAGUGAACAAUUAGAAGCAGCCAUGCCCUCAAAGCGGAGACGAGUCGAGCGUGAUGACUUCUUUGAAUCCAGGAAACCUGUCUACGUUCAUAGCGACUUGUACGAAGACAUUUCGUCAGAUGAGAACGAUGAGACUUACUGUGACGCGCAAGAGACUGAUGUGACCAAUGUGGAUUAUCUCGAUGAUAUUUCUUUCGCAUCAGAAUUGCCGGAGAUCGACGAAUCUCUGGUAGAAGACAUUCUCCAUAAUUGUGCAGAUUUUACUAAUGACCGGAUAGUCGAGAUGUUGGAAGACGAGUCGGCGGACACCCGGGAGGUUAUAUCUAUAGACGAGGACAGCCAACCAGAAACGAGUGCUUGUGACAGUGAUUGUGACAGUGAAAAUCAGGACACUAAUCUCACGCAGAAAUCAACAAUUUGUCUGGUGUUACAUAAGACUGUGAAACGCAACCUAGAUGGUACGGAAGAAAUAAGCAGAGACUCUCAUAUCGUGUAUUCAGAAGAUCUUAACCCUGAUGAUAUUGACUUUCCAAAUGUAGCUAACGAAAUACUGACGGAGGUGCCGAAACAUUUUGAAGACGGCCAUGUUCGGAUUGUUAAAGGCGACAUUUCCCUAUGA
Messenger RNA from Saccostrea cuccullata (small rock oyster), 789 nucleotides. Its product is annotated as centrosome-associated zinc finger protein Cp190-like. NCBI's taxonomy places the organism in Eukaryota, Metazoa, Mollusca, Bivalvia, Ostreida, Ostreidae. Bases 1 to 789 code for a protein of 262 amino acids. The record is from RefSeq and is a predicted model, not a curated record. The transcript has a single exon.